Messenger RNA from Sphaeroforma arctica JP610, 393 nucleotides. RefSeq lists its product as hypothetical. The record is from RefSeq and is a predicted model, not a curated record. NCBI's taxonomy places the organism in Eukaryota, Ichthyosporea, Ichthyophonida. The transcript is spliced from 2 exons. Bases 4 to 351 code for a protein of 115 amino acids.
CGAAUGGCCCAGACACAGUACCAAAUGCGCAACUCCCGGUUAGGCCCCCGGAAGGCUCCUCCCGUUCGCCGUACUGCCAGUCUACACAAAGCCAAGAAGGCCAAGUGGCGCAGAGUGGAGGAUCUGAUCAUAGACGCAAGCUACGACUCCAGUGAGAAGGACGGUCUUAUAUCAGGCGAUAUUAAAAUGGCCAGCACGAGUAUGAAGCGCAUCAGCAGUCUACCCGCCGAAGCCUACAGUCGGUCUAUUCCUGGGAUUGGCAAGGUCUUACCACGCAGUCCACUCGAACCGCAAGGGCUCAACCAUUUCUAUAGCGCAAAACCAGACGCCAAGAAAUUGGACCAGAGGUAGAAACUAAAAGCGGUCAUUAAAAAAAAUGGGAUGCGUAGUAUG